This is a messenger RNA of Cicer arietinum (chickpea), 592 nucleotides long. Its product is annotated as putative cytochrome c oxidase subunit 6b-like. NCBI's taxonomy places the organism in Eukaryota, Viridiplantae, Streptophyta, Magnoliopsida, Fabales, Fabaceae. Gene Ontology annotation, cellular component: mitochondrion; respiratory chain complex IV. The record is from RefSeq and is a predicted model, not a curated record.
AACCAUACAUGUUAAAGUUUAAUGUGCUAUUUAAAACGUGCAUGUGUUGUAUAGUUUCAAUUCCAAAAGUGAUUGGAGGCACAGAUUAGCAAUAAACAUGUCGGGGGCGCAGAUGGAUCCACAUGACAAGAUGAGAGCAAGGGAUGUGAGCAAAGUGGCAAGGGGUGAACAAGCACCAAGGCCUGCCCAUGAAUUUGGUACUGUUUCUCCACCUCCUCCUCCUUCUUCAACCAACAAUGAUAAGAAACGGAUAGAACAAGUAGAGACAACCAACAAUAAUGUCGAAUCACCACCAAUUAAUUACCAAACACGCCAUUGUUAUGCAGAAUAUGUGCAAUAUCACAGGUGUAUUCAGCAUAAAGGUGAAAACGCAUCUGAAUGUGAGAAAAUUGGGAGACAUUUUAGGUCCAUGUGUCCAACCGAAUGGAUUACAGAAUGGGAUAAAGAAAGAAAAGAGGGAAGGUUCCCUGAUGAAGUAUAGGCUGGAAACAUCUCCAAGUAUUAUAGGAAAAAUCUUGUGUAUCGAUAAAUAAAUGAAAAUACGCUCUAGUACAAAAAAACAAAACUUAUCUACCUCUUGAAUAUAUUAAUA